Molecule: messenger RNA, 1782 nt
Organism: Dictyostelium purpureum
Lineage: Eukaryota; Evosea; Eumycetozoa; Dictyosteliales; Dictyosteliaceae
Exons: 3
Coding region: 1-1782 (593 amino acids)
Biological process (GO): L-valine catabolic process
Cellular component (GO): mitochondrion
Molecular function (GO): 3-hydroxyisobutyryl-CoA hydrolase activity
Source: RefSeq, a predicted model, not a curated record
AUGUUAGGAUUAAGAAGUGCAACAAAAUUAUCAACUUCUGGUCAACAAAUUUUUGUUAGAAAUAUUAUUUCAGUCAAAAGAAGAAGUAACAAGAAUUCUGGCCUUGAAUUUGGUAAAAAAAUCAAUUACAAAGAUUUAAAAAAAGUUGAACCAAUCCAACCAAAAACCUACGAAAAUACUGAAAAAGAAUUAUCAAAUAAAGAAAAACUCAACAAUUUACAAUCAUACGAACCAAAAACUGAAAACUUCUAUUAUGUACAAGAUUUCUCAAAAUUAGGUAUUUUAUAUAAACCAUCAAAAGAUAUUGAAGAUUGGGCUUUCUUUGAAAAAACAGAUGAAUAUGGUAAUGAAUAUUAUUCAGGUGAUGGUUUAAAAUUAUCAAAUAAAUUUAAAAUUGAAUUAGGUAAAAGUUCAAAUGGACAUAGUGUUCCAUUUCCACGUAUUUCAGGUAAUUCAGCCCCAUUAGUUUCAGUACCAUCACCAUAUGGUCAAAAUUACAAAAGAGCAAUGUUAAACAAUAGAGAAAAACUCAAUGUUUUAGAUUUAUCAACAUUAACUUCAAUCGAACACUUUAUCAAAACACAAGUUGCCAAUGAUAUUGUUGGUAGUUACAGUAUUCACACUACUACACCAGGUGCUAUUCAAAGCUCAGGUAUCGAUUUCGUCAAUUUAUAUGAAUCAAACCAAAAUAGAAAAUAUAUUUCCGACUACUUUAAAAAGAUUUCAAAGGUAUUCUAUUUAAUGUCUGUUGCACCAAAACCACAACUUUCAAUUAUCGAUGGUUUAACUGUUGGCGCUGGUUUAGGUUUCACAGCAAACUCUGGUUUCCGUGUUGGUUCUGAAAAUUCAAUCGUUACAAUCUCUGAUUGUGCCCUUGGUUUCUUCCCAAAUGCUGGUAAUGUUAGAUUAUUAAAUCGUCUUCCAGAUGGUAUUGGUCUUUAUUUAGCUUUAACUGGUCGUCGUAUUAGAGGUACUGAGCUUCACGAAGCUGGUAUCACUGACUUUUUCGUUUUAACUGAAGAUAUUCAAGGUUUUGAUAGAAAUCUUUCCCACUGCUUCCCAAAGAACCACAACAGAUUAUUCGAAAGUAUUGUUCUUUCAACAACUGAACCAAGAUCCUAUUUAAAUGGUAAGAAAACUCACUUAACCACUCAUCAAGAUGCAAUUAAACGUUGUUUCGAUAAUAAAACAACCAUCGAAGAAGUUUUACAAGCUCUCGAAAACGAAACUGAAUUUGCUGAAUGGGCCGAACGUUGUAUUAGAAAUAUUAGAAGAUCUUCACCAAUUAGUAUUAAAUUAACCAUGAGAUUAUUUAAUGAAACCCCAACUGAUGGUAAAGGUAAAGAUUAUUACGAAAGAGAUUAUAAUAUUUCAAUGGCAUUAACUAGAGAUCACUCAGAUCUUUGGGAAGGUAUUCAAUCACUUUUAAUUCAAAAUAGAGAACCAAUGUGGAGUUAUAAGAGAGUUGAAGAUGUUCCAGACUCACUUAUCGAUGAAAUUAUAAAUUAUAAACCAGAAGAAAAAGAAUUACAAAUGAAAUUAGUAGAUCUCAAAUCAACAUUUACUUUAUUCGAAAAUAUUCUCCUCGAAUACACCAACGCCAACCAAAUCCUAUUAACCGAAGAAGAACAUCAAAACUUCAGAAACUUUGAAACCCCAUCAUUCCCAGACAAAUUCGAAGAAAUUCUUGAAAUCUAUGAUAAAGGUGCUAGAUCAGAAGCUUUCUAUGAAAAUAAAGUUUUAUAUGAAUUUUUACAAGAAGUUGAAGAAGGAGAUUUCUAA